AUGUCCUCAAAGCGCAAGCCGGAGCCAGCGAAACCGGAGGCGACCACCACCACGCGACGCGUCGGCCAGCGGACGCGCCUGCAGCCGCUCGCGUGGUGGAGCAACGAGCGCAAAAACUACGAGGCCUCCGAGAACGGUCCAGUGCUCACCGGCGUGCUCUCACCUGGCGAAGGCAAGAUCAAGCCGCUGACCGGCUCCUCUCCAUCUCCACCGCACAGCAAGCGCAAGGUCGAGCCGCGCCGCCGCAAGAAGAAGGUGGCGUUUGAAGGAGGAUACCCUGGAGGCGUGCUCGACGAGGCAGACGCACCAACAGAGGAGUGGGCGCCGCCAGACGAGCUUCCUCUGGCAGCACCACAGCCGCUGGAGGAGGAGGCGAAGGCGGAGACUGCGCAGCAAGCAGAGCUGGAGGCCGAGGCGGCGCCGCCCGUGGGCCCUCCGAGUGUGAGCGAGACGAUCCGUCGAGACGAGGCAGCGCGCGACGAUCUCGAGAUCGAGGUGGACGGGGCGCGGGACUCGGAAACGUACUCAGAGACCUCUGAAGACGAGGCCGAGGACAACACCACACAGGCCUCAGCGAAGACAACCGAGGACAAGAUGGAAACGACUCCGUCUCCCGCGCCCGCUCGCAAGCGUUUCGAGCAAGCGGAGGCCGGUGCAGCUGAAGGCGAGAGCGAGACGCUGGCGCCCGAGCAGCGCAGCAUGGAGGCGGAACCCGCCCCUGCGCCGGGCGACGCCAAGCUGGUCGAGGAGCCCGUGGGCAAGGAGACCGCGCCGCCGGAGGCACCCGCGCAGGCGGCCGCUGCGGCGGUCCUUCCGAAGGCAUCGACGCUCAAGCUGCCCGGAAUCGACAUCACGAGGCAUCGUCAUUUCCCGCUCUCUGCGAGGAACGCUCGGCCACAGCUCCCAUCUUCGCCGGCGAAGCGCGUCGUCUCAUUGACAGCGACGGGCCUGGGCGCGAUCUCGCUCAAGACGGCGGCCACGCCCAAGGCGGUGGCGAAGGCGGCUACCAAGCCCGUGGCGACUGCACCGGAUGUUGAGGAGGAGGCGAGCGAGGCGGCUUACGCGACGCUCCUCACGCAGCUGCGCCGGUUCUACGGCGAGUUCGAGCCCACCCGCCUCAUCGAGCGGGACGGAGCGGCCGUCAAGGAGAUUGCGCGCCAUUACGCGGUGCCGGGCCGCGAGGCUGAGCUCCGGCAAAAGCUGCUGUCCAAGUACGGCCACACCCACGAUCUGAUGCCGCCGCCGAUGUCGCCGGUGCCCGCGCAGUCUGCGGCGAUGAUGGCGCCGCUGAGCGCCUCGGCGGCGGCGGCACCUACCCCUGUCAUGGCGGCAGCCUCGCAGCCGCUGCUCGCGUUGGACGGCCCAUUCACGGCGCGCGCGCUACCGAUCAAGCCGGCAAAGCCGCUGGACUCGCCGUCUCCAUCGCAAGAGGGACGCGCCGCGGAGCCUGCGGCGGCGGAGGACAAGACCGUCACGCUCCCGGCGGGCUGGGAGGAGUCUUGGGGCCGCAAGGCGCUGUACUACGUGAAGCGCAACGGGUCCGACAAGGAAGACCCAAAGCCCCUCGAGGAGGACGACAUCCCCCUCGCCAUGCGGAUUGCGUUCCAACACAAGCUCGACCUCCCCGCCAUGCAGCAGUGA
Messenger RNA from Emiliania huxleyi CCMP1516, 1641 nucleotides. RefSeq lists its product as hypothetical. Lineage: Eukaryota; Haptophyta; Isochrysidales; Noelaerhabdaceae. Bases 1 to 1641 code for a protein of 546 amino acids. The record is from RefSeq and is a predicted model, not a curated record. The transcript is spliced from 3 exons.